This is a messenger RNA of Trypanosoma brucei brucei TREU927, 897 nucleotides long. RefSeq names its product C-1-tetrahydrofolate synthase, cytoplasmic, putative. Gene Ontology annotation, cellular component: cytosol. The transcript has a single exon. The record is from RefSeq and is a predicted model, not a curated record. Gene Ontology annotation, biological process: tetrahydrofolate interconversion. Gene Ontology annotation, molecular function: methenyltetrahydrofolate cyclohydrolase activity; methylenetetrahydrofolate dehydrogenase (NADP+) activity. Lineage: Eukaryota; Euglenozoa; Kinetoplastea; Trypanosomatida; Trypanosomatidae. The coding region runs from base 1 to 897 and encodes 298 amino acids.
AUGCCUGAGGCGGUUGUAAUUGACGGCAGAGCGGUGGCGAAGGCCAUUCAAAAGGAACUGACUGAAGAGGUCGCAUUGUUGGAACGCCGUUACAAAGGAAGACGUCCGGGGCUCUCCACCAUCAUUUGCGGUAAGCGUAAGGACUCUCAAACGUAUGUCCGCUUGAAACGUAAGGCCGCUGCCGCUUGCGGGUUUCGCAACUUUAGUGUGGAACUCCCUGCAAAUGUUACGCAGGAAACUUUGGAACGGGAGGUGAUUAGGUUAAACGAGGAGGAAGCAUGCCAUAGCAUCGUUGUGCAGUUACCGCUUCCGCCGCACAUCGACAAGGUGGCAGCGUUAUCGAAGAUUAAGCCGGAGAAGGAUGCAGACUGUUUACUUCCAGUCAAUGUGGGUCAGCUCCACAUUAGGGAACGCAAUCCUGCCAUUGUUCCGUGCACCGCAUCUGCCGUGAUGGAGUUGCUUAGGUGCAGUGGCGUGGAAAUAUGUGGAAAGCGGGUAGUGGUGCUUGGACGGGGUGACAUCGCUGGUCUGCCCGUUGCCACUUUGCUGGCAAAUGAAGAUGCCACGGUUACUGUAGUGCACUCCGCGACGCCACUAUGUGACAUUGCGGACAUUGUUCGAGCGUCCGAUAUAGUUGUGUCUGCUGCAGGUCAGCCGGGCCUUGUUCGCGGGGAGUGGAUCAAGCUUGGUGCUGCAGUUAUUGACGUGGGCACCACACCCGUCGCCGAUCCAUCGAAGGUGCCGGGAUAUCGUCUUGUGGGUGACGUUUGCUUUGAUGUGGCGCGUAAGCGAGCCGCUUAUAUCACACCUGUGCCUGGCGGUGUUGGUCCUGUGACUGUCAGCAUGCUGCUGAAGAACACUCUUACGAUGUUUAAAAGAAGCGUUCGUGCCUUGUGA